AUGCCAGGGACACUCGCUCUCGCAACGGCGCAGCUCGCAAUUAUUUUAGACCGGCCGCUGGACGGCAAACCGCACCGGCCCGGCGAUACAAUCGCCGGCCGAGUAUACCGCACGGCGCCAGGAGUCGCCCCAGAAGCCAAAGUCACAGUCACGAUCCGUGGGCGCUGUAAGUCGAAGAUCAAUAUCCGACGGGGCAAUUCCACGUCCGUCUACAGAACCAACUUUGACGCCUUGAGCACGCCGACGGGGGUCGAGACACAUGUUCUGACUCUCGGACAGCCGCUGCAUAUCCCCCAAGGCAGUCCCGGGGAGUCGUGGCCGUUUGCGAUCAAGAUCCCAGACCUGGUCUAUGACAUCCGCGACGAAUGGCAGCAGAAGUAUUUUACCGCGCCGGGCGGCCACCUGGACACGCCGUUCCCGCCGCCGGCGAGCUAUGUGUUUACCGGGAGCUCGCUCAUGGGGGAUUCCUGCUAUGCAUUUACAGAGUACUGGGUCGAAGCGCACAUCGAGCUCUUGCGGCAGCACAAGGGGCGGACGGUGGCCGACCGGCACACGGCCAUCGCGCCGUUUCCGCUGCGAAACGUCCACCUGGGCCCGGCCAUCACCGAGUUCAAUAUGCGCGAGUUCAAAAGACACCAUACGACGUGGGCAUACCGGCUCGUCCCCGGUACCACCAAGAUCAGUUUCGGGCAGAAGACGAGACAGCUGUUCGCCUCGUCCAAAGUCCCAAAAAUCGGCCUCCGCAUCAGACUCUCGCUGCCCCAUACAUUGCAAGUCGGCAACGAGCAGACCAUCCCAACCACUCUACAUAUCGACCCUGACCUGGACUCAACGAGCCUCGCCAUUCACGGUAUCCAACAAGAGAUCCUCAUCACAGCGGUCCGGGUCAAAGUCAAGCCGACGACGACCGUGCAGGCCGAGCGGCACGACUUCUCCAAAUCCACCGAGAGCGUGAGUCUCGUUCCGCCGGGCAACGGCAACCGGCCACUGCGCAUGGUAGUGACUCCUGGCGGAAAGGCCAGCGAACCGCUUGCCCUGGGCGAGAUCCUGGGGAUCAGGCUGCCGGCAGGCUGCCUGUAUCCAAAUCUGAUCACGUACAAUAUCGUCCGCUCGCAUGAACUGAAAUGGGAAUUGGACGGCGAGAUCGCCGGGAGUGCAUUCAAGCUGGGGUCCUGGCACCCAGUGAGGGUCUUACCUGAGCCAGACGUGGAGGGCCCUCCACGGUACGCCCCUUGACCGGGCCCCGGUCGCGAUAGCGGGCGUAAACUCAAUGCCCAGAGCAGUAAUUGUAGUGGCAACGGCAGUCAUCCUGGUUACUCCGACAAGGGGGAGGCGCUUCCGAGUUACGGCGAGUUGGCUGGCCAGACACGAGCGUUAGUAACAUGUGUUAGUGACGGUGUGGAAGACAACGCGGACGAUGCCGAUCCGGAGUAACGGAGAAAACCUCCGCCUUCGUUGAUGCCUGGGUAUCCAGGCAUAAACUCAGGCAUCAGCUCAGUCGACGGCUCUGUCGACGCAUUCACGAUAUUUCGACUGAAUGGAGACCAGAAAGUUUCUCUCAAUUAGGUUUGAUAAAUCUUUACCAUAGGAUGAUCUCCAGAUCUGAAGAGGAUCGUCGUCUUAUACGGAGAUGCUAAGAAUUGAGACGCUACUGUGGAGGUAUAAUACGGGCUGUAUAGUCUAGACCGGCUAUUCUUAGAACUGCCACAAUUUGCGAUCGC
Molecule: messenger RNA, 1721 nt
Organism: Aspergillus nidulans FGSC A4
Lineage: Eukaryota; Fungi; Ascomycota; Eurotiomycetes; Eurotiales; Aspergillaceae
Exons: 1
Coding region: 1-1236 (411 amino acids)
Source: RefSeq, a predicted model, not a curated record